This is a messenger RNA of Aureobasidium uvarum, 1350 nucleotides long. Lineage: Eukaryota; Fungi; Ascomycota; Dothideomycetes; Dothideales; Saccotheciaceae. The record is from the annotation of a GenBank genome assembly.
AUGGAAUCUAUCAGGAACGCAGCAACCGCCGCCGCUAGCUACGUCGGCUUGGGCGGUACUACUGAAGAGAACAGAGAAGACGAUACCAGCCACAUCGCUGGUGGUGAAGCUCCCCAAAAUGCCGCUACUGGCACUUCUCAGUCUGGCAUCGAGCCAGUCUCCGGCAGGCUCGGUCGCGGAGAGGCUGGCGAGCCCUAUGAUGCUGGAAACGUUGAUGGUAUUUCCGUCCAGAACCCUUCUUCAGAUUACACCUCUCAAUCGACCACCACCCGUAGCCACAACACAGGCACUGGACUUGGUAGCAGUCUGACUGGAAGCAGUGGUCUGACCAGCGGCAGCGGUCUUACUGGCAGCAGUGGCCUUACUGGCUCAAGCGGUAACAGCGGACUUGCUAACUCUGGCCUCGGUUCGACCACUACCUCAUCCGACACUCGCUCCUCCGUACCUCUCACAGAGAAGGCCCGUGAGACUUUCGGAAUCGGUGGAGGGGACAAGCAUGCUUCUGGCUUGGGCAGUCGCGAGGACGGACCUGGAUACGGCACAUCCUCGAAGCGUGACAAGGACAGCACUCUCGGCUCUGUCAUCGGACACGGAUCCAACCCCGACAAGUACUUGUACGACUCGAAGACUGCUCCUGGACUCGGUGGCCACCGCAUUGGUGACGACUUUACCGACUCCAACACUAGACACGAGGGUAACACGUCGCUUCCUGCCAAUCUAGGCUCUGAUGCUGCUGCUGGCAAGGCCGGAGCUUACUCUUCCUCCGGAGGUUUGACAGGCCGCUCCGACAACGAGAGAUACUCUUCUGGUACUGGCGAGAGUAUUACUCAAAAGGCCAAGGACUAUCUGCCUGGUACAAGCAGCCACUCGAACACUCAGAACGACUCAGCUCUUGCUGGAGCUAGAGAAGUGAUCACUGGUUCUGGCGGCAACGAGUCUCGUUACGGAAGCUCAACCUACGGAUCUGGCAACAGCUCGACCCUUCCUGUCCGCAGCCAUGAAACCGCCGAUAGUAUUACUCCCGGCUCUCUCAGCGGCUCGCUCGUCGGAGGCACUGGAUCCGACCUCACUAGCACUUCAUCAGGUCUCACUGCUGGCCUGACUGGCUCCAGAACCACUGGUGGCACUACUAGCAUUGGCCAAGAGAUUCGUGACGAAGGUAAGUGCCGCCUCUCCACCCCAGCUUCCAGCAAUAACAGGCGAUCGACAGAACGUGAAGGCUACAAGCCCCAUGGCGGCCACCCCAUAGGCGAGGCAGCUCACAGCACCGUGGAUGGCAAGCAGACUUGGCUCGACUACCGUAAUGACCCUACCCUCCCUGUCGCUCGUGCCGAGCCUGCCGAUCUGUAA